AUGGGUUCCUCAACCGAGGCAUCGGCCCCGGAGAUAACCGAGUCCGACAGCGUCAACAAUGACAAGACCGGGACCAUUUCCAAGAAGACGCCCGACGAUGUCGAUGUAGAGAGCGUGGGCUGGGACGCGGCCUCAACCAGGAAGCUGAUCCGCAAGAUCGACUUCACACUGAUCCCCUUCCUGGCUUUGCUCUACCUGCUAUCCUUCUUGGACCGCACAAACAUUGGCAAUGCUCGGCUGGACACGCUUGAGCAAGACCUCCAUUUCCCCAAGGGCAGCUUGUACUACAAUGACGCUCUGGCUAUCUUCUUCCCGUUCUAUGUCGCCGCCGAGAUUCCCUCCAACAUGGCCAUGAAGCGCUUCCGUCCGUCCAUCUGGAUCCCUAGCAUCAUGGUCGCAUGGGCGCUCUGCACCACACUGAUGGGCAUUGUUCGCGACUAUCCGGGCUUGAUGGUUGCUAGGUCGUUCUUGGGACUUGCCGAGGGCGGACUGUUCCCCGGCAUCACCUACUACAUCACCAUGUGGUACCGCCGGCACGAAUGUGGUCUUCGCAUGGCCAUCUUCUUCUCGGCCGCCACCGCGGCCGGCGCGUUCGGCGGUCUCCUUGCUCGUGGCAUCAUGGAGAUGAGAGGUGUCGGCGGUCUCUCAGGCUGGCAAUGGAUUUUCAUCCUGGAAGGACUCCUGACCUUUGUAGUUGCCGUCAUUGCGUACUUCAUGAUGCAAGAUUAUCCGGGAACGGCCAAGUUCCUGACCCCCGAGGAGCGCGAGGAAGUCCAGGCUCGCCUGAAGCGCGACCGGUCCUCUCUCGCAGACGAGUUUGACAUCAAAUACUUCUGGGCCGCAAUCAAGGACUGGAAGAUUUGGGUGCACAUGUUCAUCACGAUUGGCGUUUACACGGGCCUGUACUCGUAUUCCCUCUUCUUGCCGACCAUCGUCAACGAACUCGGCACUGCCACCUCGCGCGAAAUGGCCCAGCUGAUGACGGUGCCUCCCUACGUUGUUGCUUGCAUCUUCUGCGUCGGCGCUGGUUGGUACGCAGACAAGCUUGGCCAGCGCGGAAUCUUCAUGAUGGGAUUCAUGGUCAUGGCCAUUGUCGGCCUGAUCAUGCUCAUGGCUGCUCCCAGCGCAGGCGUCCGAUACCUAGGCUGCUUCCUCCUUGCGUCGGGCAUCUACCCCAACGUGCCUCAGGGCGUCGCAUGGAACGGCAACAACAUUGGCGGGUCGCUGAAGCGCGGCGUGGGCAUUGCCAUGCACGUUGGCUUCGGCAAUCUGGGCGGCACCAUCUCAGCAUACCUGUUCCUCUCCAAGGACGGGCCGAGGUACAUUCCCGGGUUUGCCACCCUGCUGGCCUGCCAAUCGAUGGCCCUGAUACUCUCCGCCAUCAUGUACGUCUAUCUGCGCCGCGAGAAUGCCCGCCGUGAUCGCGAAUACAAGCCGCCGAGUGAGUAUACUGAGGAGGAGAGGGUGGCGGAGCGGGACAAGGGAGAUUACGCUUCGUUCUUCCGUUACACGCUCUAA
Canariomyces notabilis is the source of this 1518-nucleotide messenger RNA. Its product is annotated as MFS general substrate transporter. Gene Ontology annotation, cellular component: membrane. The transcript has 4 exons. Lineage: Eukaryota; Fungi; Ascomycota; Sordariomycetes; Sordariales; Chaetomiaceae. The record is from RefSeq and is a predicted model, not a curated record. Gene Ontology annotation, molecular function: transmembrane transporter activity. The coding region runs from base 1 to 1518 and encodes 505 amino acids. Gene Ontology annotation, biological process: transmembrane transport.